GGUCCUCAAAAGCUCUUCCUCCUCUUUCUUAAUUUGGUCUUAUUUGGUUUCUGCAGGAGUUGUUAACUCUGUUUUGAGCUUUGAGAAACUCAGGGUUUCGGAUUAAUUUGUAUUUUUCAUCUGGAAUCGGAUCUAGCUGGUAUUAAAUUGUUGUUCUGUUUGGAAUAUGGGGGAGUGUGAGUGUUUGGUUUCAGAGUCGGGAGGAGAAGAACAGCUGGUUGCUGCUGCUAAUUACAUUAUUAAGGCUUUAAGUUCAAACAUAAGCCUUUCAGAUGAUGGAAAGAAGGUUUUGGCUGAUCUUUGUUCGAAGUUAUCUUUAGUAACUACACAGAAUCAUCAAGAAACCGAUGUUGUUGAAGUCGAAAUCAAGGAGACAGAGGUUGGGGAUGUUGAAGAGAUUGAGAGUAGGUUCAUUGUAGUGCAGGAGAAAAUCAUGGGUUGGGAGGCUGAUCAGUCCAUGAUAUGGGAUUCUACUACUCCAAACGAAGCUUGCGAUUAUCUGAAUGCUGCGGAUGAAGCUCGGGAAUUGGUUGGCCAGUUGGAGAGUUUGUGUUUGAGUAAAGAUGAACAAGGUUACGAACUUUCAAGGAAGGCCCACGAUGUUCUUCAAAUAGCUAUGGCAAGGCUCGAGGAAGAGUUUAAGCACUUGCUUGCUAAAAGUAGUCUUGAAGAUGAGCCAGAGAGUGUGUCUUUCCAUGUGGCGGAAGAUGCUGUGGAGGACGGAUCCACAAGCUUAUACCGAGAUGAAUCUUUUGAGAGUUCGGUUCGGAGUAGUAGUGUUGGGAGAAUUUUGGAGAAUUCCAUCAUUGAUUUGGUCAAUCCAGAUGCAGUUAUUGAGCUUAGGGGCAUUGCAAAUGUCAUGUUCAAGGCUGGUUAUGAUCAGGAAUGCAUCCAGGCUUACAAUCAUCUUCGUCGGGACGCUUUAAAUGAGUGCCUCUUGACUCUUGAGAUGGAGAAACUGAGCAUUGAGGAUGUGCUAAAAAUGGAUUGGGGUAGCUUGAACUCGAAGAUCAGGAAAUGGAACCGAGCAAUGAAGAGAUUCGUGAGAAUCUAUUUAGCCAGUGAAAGAUCCCUUUGCGAUCAAAUUUUCGGGGAGGAAGGACUGGUUAGUUUGAAUUGUUUUGUCGAAUCAUCGAAGGCAUCAAUGCUGCAACUUCUAAACUUUGGCGAGGCCAUGGCCAUAGGCCCUCAUACACCAGAAAAAUUGAAUCGCAUUCUCGAAAUGUAUGAGGUCAUCGAAGAGCAUCUCUUAGAUAUCGACACAUUGUACUGUGAUGACGUUGGCUAUCUUGUUAGAAUUGAGUAUCACGAUGUUCUAAAUAGUUUAGGUCAGUCAGUGAGAGCUACAUUCCUCGAGUUUGAGAAAGCUAUUGCAGCAAACACAUCGCCGAAUCCAUUUGCAGGCGGUGGAAUCCAUCAUCUAACAAAAUAUGUCAUGAAUUACCUUGUGAUACUUACCGACUACAGUGACUCCCUCAAUUUACUCCUGAAGGAUGAUGAAGAUGUAUGUCCCAAUUCACCAUCAUCCUCUUUGAAUCCAACUAGAGAAGAAGAUAGAGAAGGUGAGUUCUCCCCGAUGGCUCGACAUUUUCGUUCAGUUGCUUCAAUUCUAGAGAGUAACCUUGACGAGAAGUCAAAGCAAUACAAAGAUCCUGCUCUACAGCACUUCUUCUUGAUGAACAACAUACAUUACAUGGCUCAGAAGGUUCGAGGUUCCGAGCUUAUCCAGAUAUUCGGGGAGGAUUGGGUUCGAAAACACUACAAGAAGUUCCAGCAGCAGGCGACCAACUACGAGAGGGCUAGUUGGAAUUCAAUACUCUCAUACCUUAGGGAAGAUGGGAUUCAAAAUCCCGGUUCAAAUACGGUCUCGAAAAAUGUCCUCAAAGACAGGCUGCGCAGCUUCAAUCUAGCUUUCGAGGAGAUCUACAAAACUCAGACUGCGUGGAUAAUUCACGACUCUCGACUUCGAGAAGACCUGCGAAUCUCAACGUCGCUCAGGGUGAUCCAUGCUUAUAGAGCAUUUUUUGGAAGAUGUAAUAAUCAUGUCAGUGACAAGUUUAUUAAGUACUAUCCAGAUGAUUUGGAGGGUUACCUUCUUGAUCUCUUUGAGGGAUCACCAAAAUCACUGGCCAACAACAGCAGGAGAUGACUUCCAAAAUGAACUCUCAAAACCUUUGUUGUUUUCACUGGAAAUCCUUCAACUUCUUUCUAUUCAACUCUACUAUUUUUAAGUUUUGGAUCAGAUCCUUGUACUUUUGGCCUAUCUUAUUGUUAUAAUAAAGUAAAGAUUAUUAUUAUUAUUUUUUUA
Molecule: messenger RNA, 2308 nt
Organism: Benincasa hispida (wax gourd)
Lineage: Eukaryota; Viridiplantae; Streptophyta; Magnoliopsida; Cucurbitales; Cucurbitaceae
Source: RefSeq, a predicted model, not a curated record